Molecule: messenger RNA, 2215 nt
Organism: Daldinia caldariorum
Lineage: Eukaryota; Fungi; Ascomycota; Sordariomycetes; Xylariales; Hypoxylaceae
Product: Pkinase-domain-containing protein
Exons: 4
Coding region: 286-2184 (632 amino acids)
Biological process (GO): protein phosphorylation
Molecular function (GO): protein kinase activity; ATP binding
Source: RefSeq, a predicted model, not a curated record
UUCCUAGCAACCAGAUCUGAAUCAUCCCGGCGUAGCUCUCCCGUUGUUUGCAACAAUACAUAUCAAACCCGUCUUUCGCAUUGCUCAUUGCGCAUUGCGCCGUUUGGUGUUUAGGUCUUGCUGCGCUCAGUGGCUGACUUGCUACUUUGUUGCCUUUAAGUGCAAGAGGCUCGAUUGUCUGUUUACUUUUUGCUAAAAUACCCAGCUUCAAUAUUUCGCAACUCUACGAGCUAUAAGACGAGUUACAAGCAGCUUAAACCCUAGUGCAGAAUCUCUGCCGGCAAAAUGGGGUCCGAGGCCAUCGCAAGUCAUUACCAGGUCCUUGAGGAACUUGGCCGCGGUAGUUUUGGAAUAGUAUAUAAAGGCAUCGAGAAAGCAACAGGAGAAGUUGUUGCUAUCAAGCACAUUGACCUUGAGUCUACCGAAGAUGAUAUCCAAGAUAUCCAGGCUGAGAUCUCAGUCCUCAGUACCUGUGCUAGUUCCUACGUAACACAGUACAAGGCUAGCUUCUUGCGGGGAACCAAACUAUGGAUAGUCAUGGAAUACCUUGGAGGUGGAUCCUGCCUUGACCUGCUUAAACCCGAACCGUCAGUCUUUAGCGAGACGCACAUUGCGAUAAUAUGUCGCGAACUACUCCGUGGCCUCGAAUAUCUUCAUGCCGAGGGCAAGAUCCACAGAGAUAUCAAGGCCGCCAAUAUCCUUCUCUCGGAGUCGGGCAAGGUCAAGCUGGCUGACUUUGGUGUCGCAGCCCAACUUACAAACAUGAAAUCCCAACGUAAUACCUUCGUUGGUACUCCCUUCUGGAUGGCGCCCGAAGUUAUUCAGCAAGCUGGUUACGACUUUAAAGCCGACAUCUGGUCUUUGGGCAUCACGGCUAUGGAAAUGGCAAACGGAGAACCGCCCCACGCUAAUCUCCACCCCAUGAAGGCUUUGUUUCAUAUUCCGAAGAACCCACCCCCUAGGCUCGAGGGUAAUUUCUCAAAAGACUUCAAAGACUUCGUAUCCCAGUGCCUCAUGAAGGAUCCCGAUCGUCGACCGUCGGCAAGAGAGCUGCUGAAGCACCGAUUCGUCAGAUCUUCAGGAAAAGUGGAAGCGCUACAGGAGUUGAUCGAACGACGACGCAAGUACGAUGCCACAAAAACAAAGAAGAAGAGCCGAUCAUUCUAUCAAGAAACAUUGCAGGACUUCUCCCCGAAGGAUGAUCAAGACGAAUGGGUCUUCGACACCGUCAGAUCUGUUGUUCCCAAGAGGCCUACCGCCCACUCUCGGCAGCCAUCUUCCAUUUUCUCUACUGAAGAAGCAUUGCGUAGAAUGGACCUUAAGGAUGCUCCAUUGCAGCCUUCGUCGCCAGCCCCAGUCACAAUGCGUAAGGCUACGGUGCGGAGACAAUCCUCUUUGGCGCAAAUAUCUAAUUCUGGAUCUGUACGUGGUCCACCUGCCCCUGCAAUCAGACGUCCCCUUCAGCCGGACAUAUCGUUUGGCAACUCGGGUUCAUCGCAACGUCUGUUCAGAAGAGUUCCCUCAGAUAGCUCCACAUCCGGCCAAGUGGCCUCUCCUGACUCGAUCCAAAUACUUUCGGAUGAAAACAAGCGCCCGGGAGCUGUUGAUGCUACUAGCAAGGAGGCUGUGCUCGGAAGGCGCCUAUACUCUAAAGCUUUUGAGCCUACACUAGCAGAGCUACAUGCCCAGACAUCGAACAUGGCUAAGCGGGAGGCACUCGGUAAGCUAUCUGACGCCCUAGCACUAUUAGACUCGGUUGAUCCCGAAGGCGCCUAUCAUCUUCUACGCAACUUGAACUCCACCAUUUCACAAGACACCAAGUUGUCGAACGCAUUCCUACCACGGAAUUCAGAAGGUUCGACGAAGGGACACGAUCCUACAACACCGCAAGGCACGGUGAUUAUUAAGAGUCAGACACCAAGCAACCAAAACCAGAGCCCAGCGAAGCUAGUCCUGGCGGCUAGCAACCCGCAUCUGAAGAGCCACAAAAGGCGGCAGGGGAGCGUGACGGUGAACGGUGUGGGUAGUCCUGAGAAAAGGGAGAAAGACCCGGAGAAGGCGGCGCUGCAGGCAAAGUAUCCGGGGCGCGACCCCCAGCCGGGUAUGGAGCAUUGUAAGCAGCUCUCGGACGUAUUGUACGGUCGAUGGGUAGAGGGCUUGCGCCUGCGUUGGCCAGGUGUCUAGAACAGCUACUUGGCAGUCUCGCUGAUUAAGA